AUGAGCUCUCCAUUAAUUGGUCUUUCAUCUUCUGAAAGCGAGAGCUUCAAUUGCAAUAAGCUGUCUAAGAUACACGAUGGAACAAUGCUAAUGGCUGGACUCAGUGCUGGAAUACUACAAUUGGAGUCUUUUGCAGGUUUCGGGAUGUUUUUGGGUGUUUACACAUUGGUGAAUCUACUAUUUAUAGGGUGGAUGUGUAAAUUCAAGCCCAGCUACUACUUUGGUACGCCAAUCCAAACGAUAUGGCUCCAGCCUCUCUUCCGUGAGCUAGCAGGUUUUGUAAUGACGUGGACUUUUGCCUUCACACUAGUAAGGUGA
Messenger RNA from Kluyveromyces marxianus DMKU3-1042, 318 nucleotides. RefSeq names its product Emc6p (gene EMC6). Gene Ontology annotation, biological process: autophagosome assembly; protein folding in endoplasmic reticulum. Lineage: Eukaryota; Fungi; Ascomycota; Saccharomycetes; Saccharomycetales; Saccharomycetaceae. The transcript has a single exon. Gene Ontology annotation, cellular component: EMC complex; endoplasmic reticulum; membrane. The coding region runs from base 1 to 318 and encodes 105 amino acids. The record is from RefSeq and is a predicted model, not a curated record.